Messenger RNA from Linum tenue, 1131 nucleotides. The record is from the annotation of a GenBank genome assembly. NCBI's taxonomy places the organism in Eukaryota, Viridiplantae, Streptophyta, Magnoliopsida, Malpighiales, Linaceae.
AUGAGAAAUCGAAAACGAAGAUCUCAAGGUUUUGAGACCCUUCACCAAAAACCUAGCCGCUUUCUUCUUUUCUUCUCAAAGGCCACCAAUGUUGUUGUGAUCGGGGAGGCAGUCCAGAGCACGGUGAUCAACAUAAUUACUCGGAUGAUCGCCGGGAAGCGGUAUGGAUACUACGACAAGGAAUCUUCGGGGCAGGGGAGGCCAAUUGGUCAGGUUCUGAGUGACAUUGUAGUGCUCACCGGUACGCUCGUCCCUUCCGACUCGAUUCCGAUCCUCGGGUGGCUCGGGUUGUUCCAGGGAGCUGUGAAGGACAUGAAACGGGUGAGCAAAGAGAUGGAUGCCAUCAUGGAAACCUGGAUCGACGAGCACAAGGACGAGAGGAAGAAGAAGAAGAACAAAGUCGAUGCAAAUCCCGACCUUAUCCACAUGAUGCUCUCGGAAUUUAAAGACCAACUCUUCCACGGCCACCAGCGAGAGAAUGUCAUCAAGGCCACCAUUCUGUCUGUAGUCGUGGCAGGGACCGACACAACAUGGAUUACAGUGACGUGGAUCCUGUCGAACUUGCUGAACCACAAGUCGGUAUUAAGGCUGGCUCAAGAGGAAAUCGACAAUAAAGUUGGGAAAGAUCGAUGGGCGGACGAGUCCGACAUUCAAAAUCUGACGUAUCUGAGAGCCGUGAUUAAGGAGACCAUGCGGAUGUAUCCGGUGGGUCCACUUUCGGUGCCCCGAAAAGCGUCGGAGGACUUUGUGAUCGGAGGGUCCCGCCGUGUUCCCAAGGGGACCUGGUUCAUGGCCAACUUCUGGAAGCUGCACAGGGAUCCGAGGCUGUGGUCCGAUCCAGACGAGUACAAGCCGGAGAGGUUCCUGAAUGCCGACGCCAACCGGGAGGUGUUCGGGCAGCAGUUCGAGUACCUCCCGUUUGGGUCGGGCAGGCGCGGUUGCCCCGGGAUUAAUUUUGGAAUGCAGAUGACCGAAUUGGUUUUGGCCAGACUGCUCCAAGGGUUUGAUUGGACUACUCCGGGAGAUAAGCCCGUGGACAUGAGUGAAGUGUCCGGGAUCACACUUCCCAAAGCCAUCCCGCUAGAGGUGGUUCUCAACCCACGCCUUUCUCCUCAACUUUACACAAAAUAG